AUGAGUGGUGUCCUGAAGAACACAUUUACAGUCAUUCUGAGUGUGGAAUUUGUAAUUGGCAACUUUGGAAAUGUAUUCAUAGCAGUGGUGAACAUCAUAGACUUGGUCAAGAGAAGAAAGAUCUCUUCAAUGGAUCAGAUCCUCACGGCUCUGGCCAUCUCCAGAAUUGUGCUGCUGUGGUUAGUAUUACUGAAUUGGUGUAUAUCUAUGCUUUAUCCAGGAGAGUGGAUAAAUGAAAGAAUGGUUGGGAUAAUACACAGUAUCUGGACAGCAUCCCACCAGUUUAGUCUCUGGCUUGCUACAAGUCUAAGCAUCUUUUGCUUUUUCAAGAUAGCAAAUUUUUCCAACACUCUUUUCUUUUAUAUUAAGCUUAGAGUGAAAAAAGCGGUGAGAGUGACAUUGUUUGUGUCUUUGUUUCUCUUGUGUUUAAAUAUUAUAGUUAUUAAUUUACCUGAGAACAUCUUGAUGACUGAGUAUAAGGUAAAUGAGUCUUACAACUUGAGUUUGAAUAACCUACAACAUUCCUCGUUAUGGUUUUUAUUUGCAAACACCAUGUUUGCAUUCAUACCCUUUGCUGUGUCCCUGGUCACUUUUCUCCUGCUCAUCUUCUCCCUGUGGAAACAUCUGAGGAAGAUGCAGCACAGUGCCCAAGGAUGCAGAGACGCCAGCACCACGGCACACAUCAGAACCUUGCAAAUAAUGAUCGCCUCUCUCCUUCUGUAUGUCCUUUUCUUUCUGUCUCUUCUUGCUAACGUUUGGGGGUCUCUGCUUCUGGAAAAACAGAUGCUACUUUUGUUCACACAGUCUUCAAGAGUUGCUUUUCCAUCGGUGCACCCCUGUAUCCUGAUUCUGGGAAAUACUAAGCUGAGAAAGGCUUCCCUCUCUGUGCUGCUGUGGCUAAGAUGCAGGCAGGAAGACAGGGACCCUGAGCUGAUAGAGCACAGAUGGGAGCCUGCGGUGCGCGGCAUUUGGAGGUCCCACCGAAAUAUCAGGAAAGGGAACACUGAGAGGUCGCCCUCGGAAGGAAUGGACAAGCCCAUUUGGGUACCAGAGCGAUUUGUUCAGGCUGUGGAAAAUGAUGAGAAAGGAUCCCGUGAUGAGCCUGAGAAUAACACCUGUCAUUCUCUUGAUGAGCCUCCUGUAUGGAAUAGCACCUUUGAGGGAAAAGAUAUUCUUGGUUUUUCUUUCAGAAACGGUGGCCUGAACGACUGCUGGGAUGACCACUCCAGUGCUGCCUUGGUGGUUCGGGUACCAGCCAUCAUACCACUGCCAAUUACCAAAAAGGCUAAGCAGACUGAAGAUGACCCUGUAUAG
Molecule: messenger RNA, 1314 nt
Organism: Microtus oregoni (creeping vole)
Lineage: Eukaryota; Metazoa; Chordata; Mammalia; Rodentia; Cricetidae
Product: taste receptor type 2 member 116-like
Exons: 4
Coding region: 1-1314 (437 amino acids)
Biological process (GO): detection of chemical stimulus involved in sensory perception of bitter taste; sensory perception of taste; G protein-coupled receptor signaling pathway
Cellular component (GO): membrane
Molecular function (GO): G protein-coupled receptor activity; bitter taste receptor activity
Source: RefSeq, a predicted model, not a curated record